CAGCAGUAGACGACCGCAGACCACCAGAUGUUCAGACAAACCGCAAGACUCGCCCUCAGACAGUCCGGGGCCCUCGGCAGACUCGCCGGGUCCGGGUACAGAUUCCAGUCGACCCUGAGCGCCAACGAGGUGUUGAAGAGAUCCGUGGCCGUGUUGAAGACGUUUGAAAUCAAGACGCCGGAGCAGCCGAUCACCAUGACCACGCAGUUCGGCAAGGACUUGGGCAUGGACUCGCUCGACUACAACGAUGCGUUGGUUGCGCUCGAGGAGGAGUUCGACGUCGUUUUCGACGACAAGGUGGCCAACGAGAUCACCACCGUCGGCGAGGCCGUGGACUACAUUGCGAAGAACCACAUGCCUGAGGAGGACAUCUUGGACAAAGAGGUCCGUUAGAAUGGCGGCGGCAGCGGCGGCGGCGGCGGCAAGCCCACGCACUGUCGGUGCCGCCCAGCGGGG
This is a messenger RNA of Pichia membranifaciens NRRL Y-2026, 456 nucleotides long. RefSeq lists its product as hypothetical. The record is from RefSeq and is a predicted model, not a curated record. Gene Ontology annotation, biological process: fatty acid biosynthetic process. Bases 28 to 393 code for a protein of 121 amino acids. The transcript has a single exon. Gene Ontology annotation, molecular function: acyl binding; acyl carrier activity. Gene Ontology annotation, cellular component: mitochondrion. NCBI's taxonomy places the organism in Eukaryota, Fungi, Ascomycota, Pichiomycetes, Pichiales, Pichiaceae.